Molecule: messenger RNA, 4288 nt
Organism: Ixodes scapularis (black-legged tick)
Lineage: Eukaryota; Metazoa; Arthropoda; Arachnida; Ixodida; Ixodidae
Product: aldehyde dehydrogenase family 16 member A1
Exons: 13
Coding region: 16-2475 (819 amino acids)
Molecular function (GO): oxidoreductase activity, acting on the aldehyde or oxo group of donors, NAD or NADP as acceptor
Source: RefSeq, a predicted model, not a curated record
UGCCGGCAUUUAAACAUGGCUAGCGGCUUGACAAUCGCGUCGUCUGACAAAGGUCCAAACACCGUUAAAGCAAUUUUCGAGAGCCCUAGGUACGGACCGGUGAUGGAAUCCUACGAUGUAGCUCACGCAUGGAUCAAGAGUCACGGCGGAAGGUUUGCCAGAUUUGUGGGUGGGAAGUUUGUGGCUGCUGUCUCGGACAGUCCCCGGGAGGUAAAGGACCCUGUGACCGGUGUCCGUCUGGGCCUGGUGGACCUGGCUUCCGCCGCGGACGUCUGCGCUGCCUUCGUUGCUGCCAGAGAGGCUCAAGCCUCCUGGGCAAGGCUAGGAGCUUACCAGCGAUCCAAUUGUCUUUAUAGCAUGGCCCGCAGCAUGGAGAAGCACACGGCCCUCCUGGCGCUGGUGGAGAGCCUGCAAUCGGGCAAGACGCUGAGCGAGGCCCGGACCCGAGACAUGGCGUACCUCACGCAGAGCCUCUUCGUCUGUGCCAGCUGGCUCAUGCGCCUCAAGGACUCCAUUCCCUGCUCCCAACCACGAGGCGUUGUGGGAGUGGUGGUGGACGACCCCAGCGCCGUCGCCGCCACAGCCGCCUGGCGCGUGGCCGAGGUUCUGGCAACGGGAUGCGCGGCGGUGCUUCUGGUGCGCCCGGAGUUCUGCCUCUCCGCGCUGGCCUUUGCGGAGGUCCUCGCCUCUGUGGGCCUUCCUAAAGGACUGUUCAACGUCCUCCCGGUACCGGAAAACGCCAUUGCCGAGCUCCUUCGCGACGCUGCAGCAGAUGCAGUGUUUGUCAUCGGACGCGCGCGGACGGGCUUCCUGGUGAGGCAGGCCCUGGCCGGACGCAGGACCUCCUUUUCGAGCUUCCACGCCAGCAGACACGUCGCGGUGGUCCUCGAAGGGGCCGACCUGCACAGCGCCGCCUGCGGCGUCUCCGAGGCGUUUGCCCGCAGCUGCGGCAAGGGCGAAGCCUCGGGACUUCAGGUCUUCGUGCAGGAGUCUGUCCACGGGACGUUCUCAACGCUCCUCACCGAACGGUUCUCUCGGCUCAGGGUGGGCCUGCCCAACGACAAGACGGCAGAUCUGAGCUGCUUUUCUCCGCUUCCCUGCGAGCCUUACUCCGGGGCCGACGUCGGCAAAAUGCCUGGAGCUGUGACCGCGGACGUCUCCGGCAUUGCGGCAAAAUGUCCGACGGUGCCUGUGCUGCUUCCGGACGUGGCCCCAUCUUCCGCCGUAGUGGAUGCCGUGGGUCUCCCCGUGCUGCUGGUGACGCGGUUCCGGACCCCAAAGGAGGCAGUCUCCCUCGUCAACUGCGUCCGGGGCCGCACGGGCGUCUGCCUCUGGACCGAGAAUCUGGCCUGCGCCCUGGAGCUGGCCACACAGUUCCGGGUGGCCUCCGUCUUCGUCAACAUGCCACCCACACUCGACCCGGCCGCCGAGUUCGGGGGCGUAGGAGUCUCUGGCGUGGGCAGGGUCGGGGGCCGGCAGGGGCUGCUCACGUUCCUGAAACCGGCCUGGUCGACCGAGAAGCCAAUCGUCGAUCCCGAACUGGAUUGGAGCCACUUUGGAAGCGAGACCCGGCCCGACCGCGUCCUGCCGACCGCCUGCCCCGCGGGAGCUCGGGGGGAGGACGAGACCUUCGAGCUGUUCUAUGCGGGGCAGCGGAAGAAACCAGAGUCUAGCACCUCGUACCCGGUGCACAAUUCGGAGGGAAAAGUGGUCGGUUUCGCCCCAGAAGCCGGCAGGAAAGACGUCCGGAAUGCGGUCGAGGCUGCCGUGGCCGGAUUCAAGAGCUGGUCGACGCGAGAGGCCCCCAGCAGAGCUCGGGUGCUGUACCGCGUGGCGGAGAACCUGUCCCUUCGCGCCAAGGAGUUCGCCUCCCGCCUCGGUGCCCUGGAGGGACUGCCAGCCGACGAGUGUGACGUGGCCGUGAGCACCUGCAUCCGACGACUCUUCUACUGGGCCGCAACAUGCUACAAGGGCAUGGGCUCCGUGAGGAGUGCGACGUCCUCGGGCGGCGUGAUGAGCAUCAAGGAGCCCCUGGGUGUUAUCGGAGUGGUGUGCUCCGACUCGGCCCCGCUGCUGUCCUUCGUCACCUUGGUGGCGGCAGCCCUCGCGACGGGCAACACGGUCGUGGCCCUGGCCAGUCAGAGCUCUCCGCUGUCGGCUCUCCACAUGUGUGAGGUGUUCUCUGUGUCGGACGUUCCGGCGGGCGUGGUGAACGUGCUGUCGGGACUCGAGGCGCCCCUGGUGCGCACGCUGGCCGAGCACCACGACCUGGCGGCCGUCUGGUACCACGGGGAGUCGGACUUGGCGGCGGCCUUCGUCGAACGGGCGGCCGCGCACAGCGGCAAGGCCACCUGGCUGCGGGACGCUAGCCGCGACUGGGAAGUGGACGACCACUGCUCGGGAAGGCUCUUCGCCGCCCACGGGACCUCCACCAAAAGCGUCUGGCUGCCCUCGGGCCAAGUUUUCGCCAACUGAACACGCCUCCUUGCUGUUGAUGUUUUUUUGUAGGUUUUGUUUUUAGAGAUGGCAGGGUUUUGCUUUUUUUUACAUAUAGACAUCUUCCUGCGGAAAUCCAGAUGAUGUGCAGAGUGCGACUCCAUGGGAUCUCUUCAUUGCCAUAGAAGGGAACAUGUUUCGAACAAAUACGGCUCGCUCCCUGACCGCUCUAGAUUCGUAUUUGGAAACUGGUUUUCUAAAUUAAUAGAUACCCAGCGAAAUCGACGGCACCUAGUUAGCAGUUAGAACAUGCAAGCUGUUGUCGCAGGUUCGCCCGCCAGCCUUCUCGAGCGGUUUGGCGAUUCGGAUGUCUCGAAAGUUGUUUCAAAAACACGCUAUUGAAAUUGCCAGUGGCAAAUCAAACUGUCGCUUCGUUCGACCGUUUUUUAUUGUGUUUUUAUUGUUUGUUCCGCGUUAUGUCGGAUUUGGAAGAACGUUCUACUUGCGGCAUUCAAAUGUAUGGCCUUUUAAUUACAAAAUCUUUUACGCAUAGCGUCCGGCGUUGUUUUUUUUUUACGUGUCUCACGAUUAGAGCAUCGCUGUCUUUGAAAAGUAGAGCCUCCGAACAGUUUUGCUGUACGAACUUGAUUAUAUCGAACGGCUCGCCCGUGUUUUGUGGGUAUCGGUGUAUUUUUUGUGCACUAUGUUCCGCCGUUUCGAAGUCUUUAACCGUAAUAUAAUGUUUGGGUUGUCGUGUCCAUGAGUUGUCGCAACUGCCAGAGCGAUGAUAGCGGCAAAAGGGACCACCGCGAUAUUGGUUGAAAUGUUUGACACUGGACAUAUCGGCGCUAUGUAAUGCAACUCGGAUCGCGCGCACCACUUACCCGCGGAAGCUUCGUUGUCGCGUCUUGAUUUCGAGGAUAAAAGCAAACGUUUUCGUCGAGUCGUAAAACUCGAUGACGCACAGUCGCGCGCGAAUCGCAAUGUUGGCGAUUAGUUGUUUUUCUAUAAUUUCUUUUUCUCCGAAUGUCAUUACGCGAAGAGAAAAUCUAAAGCGUGUUUCGUAGGUCGUGAACGUCACGAUCCGAGUCGGUUCAACCGACGGUACAAAAAUCUUGCUGUCUCGGUCCGACCCGACGCGAAUGUGUGAAUCGACCUUUAGACGGCGCUUCAGGUCCGCAACCGCAUCCGGCCUCGAUUCGGUUGCAUUGCCGCGAAACGUUGUCUCCGGGUUGAACAGCUCCGUGCUUCAUCCACCACGUGACCAGAUUCCGAUGCAGAAGGGGGAACGGGCGCCCUCGUCGGGCGAAUUCAGACUACUCGAUGUCGUUUGCGGGGUUCGGAUGAAGGUCCCGAAGAUCGGGACUGAAAGCGUCCAAGGAACAGCGGGUUACGGCGGGUAGUUCAACCGCACGCUGUCUUUUGAGCACGUUUGGGCGACGUCCCUGUUCUUGUCGACAGUUUCCAUAUGGAGCAGAUAUACCGCGUCGCUCUUCCCUUUAAAGACGCGUUCUUUUUGCGACGGCAGCGGCGCGCACUGAUGGUUUUGCAUUGAGCGGGGAAGCGGCAGCUUUGCCAGGCAAACACUUUUCGUCUAUUAGCGCUGCUUGCCCUCUUUUGCAGUCGCGUAAUCGAGUGCUCAAGUCACUGCCCUGACAUUCCCUUCUUUGUCUAUUUUUUAAUGUUCUUUUCUACCGCCUCUGACAACUCUGGUCGAACCUUUCGUCAGAUUCCAUUGUGUACCCACUCUGCCUGUGCAUGAGUGUUGGCAAAUGUUCCUUUUUCGUCGGGAUGGUGUUUGCGCUGUACCGCGACCUGAUCGGCACUUUUGUAAUAAACUUGGGAAAUCCUG